GACAGAUUCUACAAAGCAAGGAGGUUCGAAUUUCGAAACUCCUUGCAUCAAAGUGACAAUCGGUAUUUGUUUUGUUAUGGUGGAAUGUUAGAUGAUACAAUGCCGUUGGGCAUAAAGCCUGAGUGCUAUAAGUGUAAUGUAACUGAAAGUAAACUUUGGAAACAGACAGCCGAUGGCUUCGUGUGUGUGGACUGUUGUGAUUUGGUAACUAAGACCUCUUGCCCUCCCAAGAAUGAAGACAUUGCUUCACAGUCGUCGAAGUCCCAAGAAACAGCCCCACGCAUUGCAACUCGUAAGAGUAGAAGAAGUACGCGGAAUUACAAAACAAGAUUAAAUCCAUACGCUCUUCCGAAGCCUCUUACUCCAAAGGGUAAAGGGAGACGUGUUAUCUUCAAGAAAACCCCAACCAAAGCACCUACGGCAGUUGCUACACCUGUGACAAGCAAUUACGUAUUUUACAAGGGUAGCUAUUUCCAGGUUGGGGACAUAGUCUCUGUGCAGGACAUUGAUGGUGGGUUAUAUUAUGCCCAAAUAAGAGGUCUCCUUACAGAUCAGUACUGUGAAAAAAGCUGUGUUCUGACGUGGCUCAUUCCUACCACUGCCAGUCCUGAUCCCAAUGAGGGAUUCGAUCCCUCAACCUACAUAAUUGGUCCUGAUGAGGAGCUACCAAGACUCUUGUCGUGCAUGGAAUUUGUUAUGCAUGCGCCAUCGGAUUAUUAUAAAAAUCGCAAAUCCCCAUAUCCUUCUGUAGAUUAUGAUAGUAAUGAUCCAAAUUUCAUAUGGACUCGUCUUCCAACAUAUGUUCACAAAUUGUAGUAUAUUAAUAAAAUUAUGUAAAUAUA
Molecule: messenger RNA, 842 nt
Organism: Schistocerca nitens (vagrant locust)
Lineage: Eukaryota; Metazoa; Arthropoda; Insecta; Orthoptera; Acrididae
Product: GATA zinc finger domain-containing protein 1
Exons: 4
Coding region: 85-816 (243 amino acids)
Biological process (GO): regulation of DNA-templated transcription; chromatin organization
Cellular component (GO): nucleus
Molecular function (GO): sequence-specific DNA binding
Source: RefSeq, a predicted model, not a curated record